CCUGAGCCAGCAGUAGCAGCCUGACAUCUGACGCUGCUGCCGGCCGUCCUCCUCCUCAUCCUACAGGACAAGCGGCGACAUCAGGCUCAAGCCCAGAGCGCUGUGCAGCAGCAGCGCCGCUUCGGAUACCCUGGACAGCGCUCACCCAAUCAGUUGUAAUUGCUGCUGCUGCCUGUGCGGCUCUCCUCCUCAUUGCCUCCCAGCAUGGAACACAUACAGACGCUAGACCAAGAAGUAAAUGAAUUUGUGGAUUAUUUGUUUGGGCCGAGAGAUCCAAGAGUUAGAGGAUGGUUCCUGUUGGACUCAUACCUUCCCACCUUUUCAUUGACUAUCCUAUAUUUAAUUUCCAUAUGGCUGGGGACUAACUAUAUGAAGAACAGGCCAGCAUUCUCUCUUAAAAACCAUUUAAUUAUUUAUAAUCUCGGAGUCACUUUACUUUCCUUGUACAUGUUGAUAGAGCUCAUCCUUUCAACUUGGGAAGGAGCCUAUAACUUACAAUGCCAGAACCUGAGUAGUGCUGGAGAAGCAGAUUUGCGGGUGGCCAAAGUUCUUUGGUGGUAUUAUUUUUCCAAAGCAAUUGAAUUCAUGGACACAAUGUUUUUUGUUUUGCGGAAAAAAAACAGCCAAAUCACAUUCCUCCAUGUUUACCACCAUGCCACGAUGUUCAAUAUAUGGUGGUGUGUACUGAACUGGAUUCCUUGCGGACAGAGUUUCUUUGGACCUACGCUAAACAGUUUUAUCCACGUUCUCAUGUACUCCUACUAUGGUCUGUCCGUUAUUCCAUCCAUGCACAAAUACCUCUGGUGGAAGAAGUACCUCACUCAGGCACAGCUGAUCCAGUUCCUGCUCACAAUCUCGCACACUCUCAGCGCAGCAGUUAAGCCCUGUGGGUUUCCUCUAGGCUGUCUGAUAUUUCAGUCCUCGUAUAUGACUACAUUGGUCAUAUUAUUUGUAAACUUUUAUCUAAAGACUUACAAGACCAGAACAUCAAAAUCCGGUCCAAAUGGAACUAAAGCCAGUGUAGAACUGAAGAAUGGAUUUCAUAAAGACUUGAUCAACGUGAGCAACGGCGUCAUGCACGAGAAACAGAACUAGAUUGUGGAUUAUUAAUAUGCAGCCUCUGUUUAAAAUGAUAUUUAAACACGCGUGUAGGCUUCCUCCUAACCACUGACCAAAUUCUUCAAAGCAUUUUAAAAACAAACAAAACCAUAAUACUACUACUAAUAGAUACUCCAAUUUCUUCUAAUCUUUUGCUAUGUAUGUUAUGACAAAAGUAUGGCAUCAGAAGCUUUUUUUUUUACCAAGAUGUCAUAACAAUAAUACAGAUGGAAAUAUUUUUUAAUUGUAGUCCACAAAAUGCCUUAUAACAUCCCACUUGACAUUUUACAUGUUUUAACAAUGUUUAAUUUAAUGUAGGCCUCUAUAAACACUAAUGUUUAAAUUCUGUGAAAGAUCAGGAGACUUGCUGUAUGUUACUUUCAACAAAUCAGGUAUUGGAGAUUGAGUUUUAUUCUUUCAUACAGUACUAGAAUACCAGCCCACUCCCAGAUUCGAGUAUGACACAAACAGAUAUCAAUACAUAAAAGCACUUUCUACUGACUGCAGUUGCAAUGUCCUCUGACAAUGUAUUGUUUGAUGUUAAACUGGACUGACUUGUAAAGCUACGCGAUAUAUUGGGGUGGUGAGAUCAUCUUGAAUGAUGCCUCUAGACUUGUGUAGACUUUAAGAGGUAACAAUAUGAUGUAAAUUCCAGUUAAAUCGUUGGAUACAAUAUCAUGCCACAUACCCCCAUCCCCAAAUUACUUACCUGUGCUCAGGGAUAUUAAGGUUAAGAAAGACCUCCUAUGUCUUGCAUGCAUCUGCUGCCACUCGCUUUUAUGGUCUUGCAGGCUGUAUAACAUCCCCCACCCCACAGACUGUAGGUUAGGCACCAAUACUGUAAAGUCUGUGGGAGCGUGUGGGAGAGCGCAGUAGCCAGGACCUGCAUAACCCCCUUACCGCCAGAUUCUAGGGAAGUAAAGUGGUGAUGGAGGAGAACGUGUGAUAUUCCAACUAGUGCUGAAAGUUUACAUUUUAGGCAAAUUUAUUAAAAAGCUUAUUGCAGUCUUACGGUAUACACAUAUUAGGUGCUUCUGAAAGAGAACUCACAACCCCAAAAGUGAAGAAUGGUCUUCAGCAGUACUUGAGCAUUCAUAUUUGCAUGUGGUUAAUAUUCUACCUGAAAUGUAUCUUUUAACAAUUCCAGAUAAUAUUUUAAUUUAUUUUGUUUUAGUAAAUUACUUUCUGGAUUUAAAUAGA
Molecule: messenger RNA, 2298 nt
Organism: Pseudophryne corroboree (corroboree frog)
Lineage: Eukaryota; Metazoa; Chordata; Amphibia; Anura; Myobatrachidae
Gene: ELOVL2
Product: ELOVL fatty acid elongase 2
Exons: 8
Coding region: 205-1095 (296 amino acids)
Biological process (GO): fatty acid elongation, polyunsaturated fatty acid; fatty acid elongation, saturated fatty acid; sphingolipid biosynthetic process
Cellular component (GO): endoplasmic reticulum; endoplasmic reticulum membrane
Molecular function (GO): fatty acid elongase activity
Source: RefSeq, a predicted model, not a curated record